This is a messenger RNA of Encephalitozoon hellem ATCC 50504, 2460 nucleotides long. RefSeq names its product coatomer subunit beta. Gene Ontology annotation, biological process: endoplasmic reticulum to Golgi vesicle-mediated transport; intracellular protein transport; intra-Golgi vesicle-mediated transport. Gene Ontology annotation, molecular function: structural molecule activity. The record is from RefSeq and is a predicted model, not a curated record. The coding region runs from base 1 to 2460 and encodes 819 amino acids. NCBI's taxonomy places the organism in Eukaryota, Fungi, Microsporidia, Unikaryonidae. The transcript has a single exon. Gene Ontology annotation, cellular component: cytoplasm; COPI vesicle coat.
AUGCAGGCCUCUCUAUACCUAAACACAUCAACACAGAUGAGAAAGGACGAGAUCAUGCAGAAGCUUAGGUCGAGUAGCGAGAAGGACAAGAUUGAAGGGAUGAAGCAGAUGAUAGCACAGAUGAGUCAGGGAGAAGACUUCAGUGCCCUUACGCAUAAGAUAACGAAGGAGACAUUAGUGGUGAAGAGCAACGAGCUCAAAAGACUGUUCUACUACUACCUGGAGUUGCUUCCGAAGUCCAGAGGAACCCAGUCGUUUGAGGAGAUGCUUCUUCUGUCGAAUCAGGUCCGGAAGGAUCUUGAGCAUCCGAAUGAGUAUGUUAGGGGGUUUGCGAUGAGGUUUGUAAGUACACUGGAUGAUCAAGAGCUUGUCGGGAACUUCUAUAAGCUGGUCAAAGACAACUUCAACCACCCGAACUCGUAUGUCCGAAGAAAUGCAUACUUCUGCCUAGGAGAGGUCUUUUUGAAGAUGGAUACUUACAGGGAGGUUCCUGACCUCCUGUACCAUGCACUGCUUAGGGACAUGGAUCCUAACUGCCUGCGAGAGGCCUUUGUUUCCCUGCAUUUGGUAGAUCCGGGCCUGGCGCUGAAGUAUGCUGGAGAGGUGGAUCUGUCGAUACCGAGCGAGCUAUCGACAGCCAUUAUAGAGAAGAUUGACGACGAGCGUCUCCUGGAGAGGUUUCUCUUCUCGGGAGACAGCCUGACUGCAUUUGAGGCAGGGAUAUCGAUCCAUAAAACCAGCAAUGAUCAGCAACUACUGAAAAGGGCUACGGACACCAUAUUGAGGUGCCUCGAGGAUCUUCCUGGAUACAGGGAAUAUGCGAUCGAUGUGUUUCUUCUUUCUGCAUACAGCUUCUCUGGGUAUGCAAUGAGCUUCAUAUCAAUGGUGGAUCCAUAUGAUCUGGGCUUCUGCUCCAAGUGCCUAGACUUUGGGUUCAAGAUCUCCGAAACCCACGAGUUCCUACAGAUUUCUGACUUUCUGGGGUCUAAGUUCAUAGAGACGCACGAUGCAUCUGUCCAGAACCAGAGUUUCAGGGUUCUUCUUUUGGAGAAAAUGGCUUACUUUGCAGAUGUGUACUCUUCAUAUAGCAGGGAAGUGGUUUCUGAGGCGCUUGAGGGAAUUGCAUCAGAAAACCCGGAAAUGAGUUAUGGCUCGCUAACAUUUCUUUCUUCUUGCCUCGAGGUUAUGAGGAAAGGCUUUGAGCCUGGGAGGGAAGAUGCAACCGGAUAUUUAGAGUACUUGGAGAGGUUGACAGGCAAGAUAAACGAGGUGAAGUAUGGAAAGAUACUGCGGUGCUGCUUUGGGCUUCUUAGGAAGCAUGUGACAAAGGACGUCUUCGCGAAGGUUGUCGGGAUACUAGACUCCUCGUUUGAACUUUCAGACAAGCCUUUAUACUUGAGAAGCACACAGACAUUUCUAGGUGCAUUUAUAUGUAUCGAACUUUCUGAGAUGUGUAGGAAUCUAGGGGGGGACUCCAAAGACAGGGUUAUUGGCAUUAUGCUAAAGUUCAUUGAGCAUGGAAAGGAAAGCAAGACCAUGGAUGGGAGCUCGCACUCUACCAUUGUAUCAUGCAUUAGAUCACUGAUAUCUUCGUCUGAGAGGAUAGAGGUUUCGUCUGACAGUUAUAAGCGGUGUAGAGAAGAUGUCUUUGAUCCGAUCGUACUUCCUGGGACUCGGGUUUGCGAUGAGGGGAAUCUAAACAAGCUUCACGAGUUCCUAGCUGGAGAUGAAAGUGGAGAGGCUGAGAUGAAGAACAUAACACAGCUUACGGGCCUGUCUGAUCCCAUCUAUGUGGAGGCCACGACGAGCUACACCCGAUACGAGGUUGUGUUAGACAUGCUACUUAUCAACCAGACAUCGUCCUAUCUGCAGAACAUCCUGCUUGAUUUUGUGACGAGCCAGGGAUUCAGCGCCACGUUCGUUAACACUCCAUUUUCGUUGUCCAGCAGAUCUGUGAUAACAAAGCGGUUUGCGUUCAGGAUCAUAGAUGGGUCCAAUGGGUUUAUAAGUGGGUCGAUAACGUUCAGGUACCCAGACGAGAGUGGGGAGUAUGCAAACACUGCAUAUACAAUCAAUUUGUCUGAGGUGAAGACAUCUAUUUCCAAGUUCCUUGAGCCGAAGAAAAUUGAUUCUGACAGGUUCAGAGAGAUGUGGAAGGAGCUUGAGUGGGAAAACACAUACACCCUCAAGUUUGUUACGCGGAGGGCGUUGGAGGAGAUAUUUGGAGAAGUGAGCAAGGCUCUCAGCGGAGAGAUGUUAGACGUUGAAUGCGACGAAAGCUAUGCAGUUGGGAACAUAGCAUGUUCUACAUUGCAAAAUGUAUGUGUACUAAUCAAUGUGUGCCUAAGGAGGGGAGAGUAUGUCCACUUUGAGUCACGGAUCCGCAGCAGGAAGGAGGGGAUAGUGAAGUCUGUUAGCGCUGUGGUUGGGGAUGUGCUAAAGUCGCUUAAGAAUAAAUGA